GCCUGAGGCUGCACAGUUACAAGUUCUUCGUUUGGUGUGGUGUCAAGUUUUUGUGAAUUUCGGUUUUUUUCAAAAUCAUCAGGAUGUAUAAUAAUGGUCCUCCUCAGCAACAUCAUCAUCAGGAAGUGUUCCAGUAUGGGUAUCCUGCGCAUCACAAUAAUUAUCACUAUGUUUCAGUUUGUUACUAUAGAUGGUGGCGAUGAUACAUUUUGGUCCAACAGUCCGUCCAGAUCUGAAUCCCCUUCACCAAACCAUCUUCAAAAUUCCAUUGCAGACACAUACGAAAUAUACGCACAAUUGGGCUGUUCUAAACAGAAUAGGUACUCGACAUACAAGGCUGCAUAUUCGACGAUAAAUUCUGAAUCCGAUGUUUCGACUCACAUGCUCACUACAGGAACGGCAGUUCGAGUGGUCAAAAGAAGAACCACGGCGAACAAAAAAGAAAGAAGAAGAACGCAUUCGAUAAACAGUGCAUAUAUAUCCUUGAGAGACUGCAUCCCCAAUGUACCUGCCGAUACCAAAUUGUCAAAAAUCAAGACAUUGAGGCUAGCAACGUCAUACAUAUCGUAUUUGACUAGAGCACUAGAAACCGAUGAUACUGUGGGCGGAUUCAAAGCCGAACUAGGGACAAUUUCUAGGAAAUCCAGCAAUAAUUCUGUCCAUUUGAAUGACUGUACUUCUGAUCGGGUUUUCGCUAAAGAGAUGACCACGGAAGAAAUGAGCAAUACGAGGAGAUCUAAAGGGCGCACAGGUUGGCCUCAGCACGUGUGGGCCUUGGAACUCAAACAGGAGCAGGCGCUCUAAACCAAUGACGGGGAAUGUUUUCACUACGAAAACAGUCAAUUUCUGUUCUUGGAGGAGUACAUUACAUUCUUGACAAGCAAGCUAAUUAGAUAUGUUCAUCCCUCUAAAACAGACUUUAGAAAAUUUUGGGCAAUGUUGCAAUCGAUACAUUUUUUGAUAAAUCAACAAACGACAGAGCAAAAUUAAACAAUUGCGACGAAGAAAAUCGUUGUGUGGUUGAUGAGAUUGCUCUAAAAAUUUUCCCUGAUGCGCAUAAGAUUUGUGCAUGUGCAUUUUGUUUCGUUUAAUACCUACCUACAAUUUCCUUCAGACAGUGUUUAUCAGGUAUAUUAUGGUACAUCUAUUUUAGUACUUGAACACCAUAUGGCCCCUCUCUGUAUACAUUCAUUAACCAUACACCUCAAAGGAGUUUUAUUUUAUUACGAUUAUAUAGUUGGUUUAUAGUUGUUAGAUAUUUUUACAUUAUACGAUUCAGUUAAUGUUUUCUCAGUUUGGAUUUAUAUGUUUUAUAAGAAUUUAUAAUAUGUUCAUAACUUGAGCAAAUGUAUAGACAAUUCUUUUUCUCUUCGCC
This is a messenger RNA of Phaedon cochleariae (mustard beetle), 1375 nucleotides long. NCBI's taxonomy places the organism in Eukaryota, Metazoa, Arthropoda, Insecta, Coleoptera, Chrysomelidae. The record is from the annotation of a GenBank genome assembly.